AUGUGUUCCUUCGGGCUCUGUGCCACGCUGGUGUCAAGGACGAGAUCUUACAAUGGGCCCGCGCACUUGGCAAAGACGUUAGCCUUCAACGCGGUGAUUGCCGUGGACCUCUUCUACAUGACCGUCUUCGGGUCGGAGAAGAUCUUCCUGGUUUGCGUGGGUCAUGGGACGGGCUACGUGCAAGUUGCCCGCUGCAAGGACGCGAAGGCCGCUACGGUCCGUCAGGAAUUGUGCCGGGCGUGGGUACAACCCUUUGGUGUUCCGGAGCUUAUCUUGUGUGAUCAGGGUCCAGAGUUCACUGGAGAACAGUGUCAGGAACACCUGUCCCAGCUCGGGGCCGCCAUCCACUACACCGACGGGGCGAGCCCAUGGCAAAACGGAAAGGCUGAACGAACAGUUCAGACCCUCAAGAACAAGAUCCUCGUAACGAUCAAGGACAUUGCCGCGCAUGAGGAGGAGCUGGAUGUGGUGAUCGCCCACGUGGUGUCCGCUUACAACUCAAUGUUCGACCGUCACGGAUUUACGCCGGACCAGCGAGUUUUCGGGCGUUCUGUGAGAAUGCCAGCUUCUUUGUUAGCUGAUGAUCGACUGAACCAGGAGUUAAUCAAGGAAGCUGCCGGUGACUCCGUGCGCCGAACGUGGGACAUCCGGGAAGCCGCUCGCUCUUCCUGGUUGAAGAAGGAUGACGCUGAAGCAGUUCAGCGAGCUCGCCGCGUACAAACUCGGCGUACUGACCACCACUCUUACCGACUACAACCUGGGCAGUGGGUCUACGUGUGGCGAAAGACAGACAAUCGUCAUGGAUGGACUGGCCCUGGAUCCUUGAUCGCUCAAGUGCCAGGAAGCACGUCAUGGUGGAUCAAUGUGCGUGGAAGAUUGUGGAAGGCCUCAGCGGAACAAAUCCGACCUACGUCCAGCGAGGAGGACCUUGGUGCCACUUUAAUGAUGGAGUUGCGCGGUGAUCUGGUGAAACAGGUAACAGGGUUAUUUCAAACCGAGGAGUUAGCUACUCCACCAGCGAAUCAGCCAGGUUCCACCUCAGCUGCGGAUGCCGACGGCACGGAGUCCCUUGGGGAGACCACGACUGCAGGCAACGAAGGACCCCGCACGGGACCUUACUUUCAGGAGUCCGAGACGGUGAACCCCUCGACCUACCUGAACGUCAUGGACUCUGAUGCGGCCCACGUGCCAAAGGUUCAUUUCCAAGUUGGCGCCACGGAAGCUUGCUUUAGUGAGCGUGAUCGCUGCACGUAUGUGGGCAAGGCCAAGACCUCUUUUGGCCAGGUCGAGUUCUCCAAGUUAACCGGCUCGGCCAAGGAGAUGUUCCGCAAAUCUCGGGCCAAGGAGUUCAAGUCCCUUCUUGAUAACCGAGCGGUGAAGGUCCUUAGUGUUCAGGAGUCGGAUUUCGCCGACUACACCCUGAAGCGAUCCUCGAGUCGAGAUUUGUGGACCGGUUCAAACCGGCGAGACCCACAGAUUCAUCAGAUCGAACGCAGCGCGCCAACCGGCAUCUUCGAGCAUCAACGUGGACGGUGGGAUGCACAUCUGAGAGAUGUCAAGACGGCCUCCCUACAGAGCCGUCCUACCGACAGAAAGACCCCGUUGGCGUGCUCUCAGCCGAAAGAUGAAGGUCUUCCUGGACUGGAUCCCCGGCAGCUACUGCUUCUCCUAACAGAGGUUUAUGGCUUGGUGAGCGGGCCGGCUUGGUGCAGAUCCUCGUUCCUCCAGAAGGUCCAGAAACAUGGCUUCCGAUUGUGCCCGUACGAGCCUUGCAUCUUAACUCUUCCAGGAGAAGCUCCCGGAUCGCCUACCGAAGGAGUUAUAGUCAUAGAGGUUGACGACUUGAUCGAGGCCGGUGGUUCCAGUCAUCGCAAGAAGUUCGAGGCCCUCGAGAAGGAAAUCACCUUCGGGAAGGUUGUUCGGCUGCUGGAUGCCAAGGAAGCCGACAGCACAUAUGCUGGACGAACUCUUCGACAGCUUCCGGAUUACUCCUUCGAGCUGAACAUUGAGGAGUAUGUGUACACCCGCUUGGCUCCGGUGACCCUCACGCGCAAAGUGUUCAAGAAGGAUGCGAGCGAGGUUCCGCUCGAGCCAUCCGAGGUCACGCAGCUCCGGGGCGUGGUUGCAGGCCUAUCCUGGGUUUCUCGGGAGUGUCGUCCAGACACCGCUGCAGCGGCUUCCAUCUUGGCUUCAAGCUUUCCAGAACCGACGAUGCAGCACGCGAUCUUGGCCAACGAGGUGAUCAAACAGCUAAAGCAGUGCCCGAUGCGACUUCGCAUCCACAGCAUCGAGGAGACCAAAGUCCGGAACCUGGUGAUCUCGGAUUCGGCCUUUGACACGACUGGCAAAGAGAAAUGCCAGCACGCGUUCUUCAUCGGGUUCACCACCGACGAGCUGAACCUGGGAAAACCUGCCGUGGUGAGCCUCACACGAUGGUGCUCUCGCCGGCUUCGUCGAAAAGCUUCGUCGUCCAUGCUGUGUGAGGCCAUCAGCUUCUCUUCGGCCACUGCUGCUUUGGAAAAACAAGACGCCUUGUGGGAUGCUCUUCGCAUCAGCUACUACGACCCAAGACAGCGCCAGAGGGUCGAGGAAGAGACUUUGGAGCUUCAGGGAAAAUCCACGGUCAUUGCUUCUGACGCUCCCCUUUACCAAGAUCCUCGAAGCCUCGUGAUCAUCGAUGCCAAGUCGCUUUUCGACAGUUUGCUCAGCGGUCAACCUUGUGAAUGCGAGCGGACGAAUCUCGAAGUAGCAGUGAUUCAAGAAUCACUGCAGGUGUGCAAAGCAAGGCCACGGCACAACCCGGCUGACGCCCUGACCAAGUUUCCUGGUGCCCAUCUGGAGCCGCUUGUAAAGCUGCUCAAGUCUCAUCGCUUCCAAAUUAGCGAUGAAGAGGCCAUUUUGAAGCAAGGCCGCCAAGGCCAGCAGCGGCUCAAGCAAGGCUUGAGCUCAUUGGGAAACCUUUCCUUUUUGGGGGCUGUGAAGCAGUAUCUGCUAUCCUGGAACUGA
Messenger RNA from Symbiodinium sp. CCMP2592, 3006 nucleotides. The record is from the annotation of a GenBank genome assembly. Lineage: Eukaryota; Dinophyceae; Suessiales; Symbiodiniaceae.